Messenger RNA from Lathyrus sativus (Indian pea), 1341 nucleotides. Lineage: Eukaryota; Viridiplantae; Streptophyta; Magnoliopsida; Fabales; Fabaceae. The record is from the annotation of a GenBank genome assembly.
AUGGCAACAAAACCAUCCAAGUCUCCUCGCCGAACCGUGAUUGAUGCGGAGCCGGAGGAUAGAAUUACUUGUUUACCGGGUCAUGUAAUAGAUCAGAUUCUGUCACACUUGCCCAUUAGGCAUGCUGUGACAACAAGUGUUUUAUCAAAAAUAUGGAGGUACAAAUGGACCACCAUACCAAAUCUUGUGUUUGUUAGAGAAUGUGUCUCUGCAGCUUCCCACCGAUGCCCUUCACGUAUUGCAAGUGAACUUUUGACAAUUAUUGAUCAUAUACUUUCACUUCAUUCUGGGCCAAUCAACAAGUUUGUGCUCUUCUACCAAGAACCCUUUUGUGUGGCUAACUUGGAUAACUGGAUACUUUAUUUAACCAGAAGGUCUAUCAAAGAGCUUGAGCUGGAGGUAUGGAAUGGGCAGCCCUAUAAGUUACCUUGCUGCUUAUUUUCUUGUCAAAGUUUACAUCGUUUAGAAUUAUAUCUUUGUUGGAUUAAUCCUCCAUCUACAUUUAAAGGCUUUAGGAACUUGAAAAUUCUUAGAUUGGAUGAUGUUUCAAUAACUCAAGAUGCCUUAGAAAAUUUGAUAUCCGGAUGCCCUUUGCUUGAAGAUUUGACAUUGGCAUUUCUUGAUAGUUUCACCCAAGCUAUUAUUCGCGCACCAAAUCUCAAGAUUUUUGGGAUUUUUCACAUCGUGGGUGAUGAAUUAGAGAGUAUUAUCUUUGAAAACACUUUCCAACUAAUUAAGGUUACUCUUGAUUUAAACAAGUAUCUGAACAUUGAAAGCAAUCAAAGUAGAUCGGACGGAUGCUCUAACAACUUGCUCAACUUUUUCAGUCAUCUACCUCACUUACAGAGCCUAGAGAUCCAUAGCUGUUUUUUAAAGUAUUUGGCUGCUGCUGGUGUUGUGCCUGUAAAGCUUCCUACAUCUUGUACCAAUCUAAGUUAUCUUAGGUUAAGUAUACGCUUCAAAUACUUGAAGGAAAUUUCGGCUGUUCUUUGCUUGCUCAGAAGCUCACCUAAUCUUCGAAAAAUAGAAUUAUAUGAGACGGAGGACGAGGACGAGGAGGACAGGGGGGCUGCCCUCUUACCACAGGUCUCUUAUCGUAGGAAAGAUGUCUUUUCUAGGCCAACCAUACCCCUCGGAGUACGACAUGUGAGGAUAGUAGACAUCUCGGGUACCAGAUCUGAAUUAGCUUUAAUCAAAUAUCUACUUCUAUAUUCUCCAUUGCUAGAGCAGAUGUAUGUGAAGCCUAGUAUAAAUGUCAAACCAGAGUUGGUCACCAAACUAAAUAGUUUGAAGAGAGCGUCAAAACAAGUUGAAGUUAUUUACGAUGGGAAAACAAACUAG